GAUCAGCCACCAACUGAAAACGAAACACUUUGGAAUAUUCCAUCUCCUGUGUUCUAUUUUGGUUACCAUUUACCCUGUGUCAGAGGAGCCAAAGAAUGUAGAAGCUAAAACAUCUUCUGAUUAUACUUUCAUAUUUCUACUUUGUUAACCAAUAUUAUCUUUCCUUCAUCAAUUUCCAGGACAAGCAGAGUUUCCUCCAACUGAAAAUUAACUAGAUAAAGGAAAUAUAUAUCCGGAAAGAAGACUGCACUUGCCAACAUUUUGUUACGGGCCUCACUUGUUCAAUGUAAAUGUCGACCAAUGUCUUGGACCCUAAUCUGAUUUUACUGAAGACAGACCAAAUUUACUGGAAAUGAUGCACUGAAUCAUUCACAAAAUCAAAUCUAAUGAGUAGCUACAAGGAACAUUGCUUCAGAAAACAAUGAUAGGCUGAAUGAAAUACUCGGGGCUUGAGCUUAUAGGUUGCCACCCACUGCACGUUCUUAGCCAUGUUCCCACAAGGAUUGCUGCCUUGGGGGAAGUUCUGCCGUUGGUCCAACCCAUGGAUGCAUUUCCUGGCCUUGACAAUUGCCACAUUUGGCGUGCUAGCUCCGCUAACUUGCCAGCAGCUCCUCCAUUCUUACUUUUAUGUGCGACGCUGGUACUUGAACCCCAUGAGUCAAGAUUUUAUCCAGAAGAACCAAGAAGAGGGUAUGAAGGCCCUCCGUUACUUUCAGCAGCUGCAGAUCUCCAAUAUGCCAAAGACAUUGGUUGGUGGGACUUUGCCACCCCAGGUGCUGCUGAUCACCAUCAUCACAGUGCAGAGGAACCUUGAGUUCCACUACGUGCUGCAGGUGGCAUCCCGCUUCCACCGCCUUCUCCAGGAAUGUGGGCCCCCCUGCCAGUACCACAAAAUCUUAAUCUGCAAUGUGGACACUGAUCCUGACAGCCACAUGGAUGCCAACUUACUUGCCAGGUUCUUUUCUGUAGUGAAACGCUACAGUGAAGAACCUCCAGAGCCUCCAGUGAACCGCUUUGAAAAGGAGAAGCGGGAUUACAUCUAUUGCCUUGUGAAAUCACUUGAUCACUACAAUCCAGAUCAUAUUCUUCUGGUGGAGGACGAUGCUGUCCCGGAGGAAGAUUUCUUUCCAGUGUUGCAUCACUUGUUGCAAACACGGCUCUCUAAGUCGCACCUCCAGGAUGCCCUUUAUGUGAAACUCUACCAUCCUGAGCGACUACAGCAUUAUCUCAACCCGGAGCCCAUGAGAAUCCUUGAGUGGCUUGGAAUAGGCAUGUUUUGCGGCCCACUGCUGGGGUUUCUGUACACUAGGGCAUCCAGGCGCUCUAGUCUGAGUUGGCCCAUCUUGCUAUUUUUUGCCUUUUAUAGCAUGCUGCUGGUAGAGCUAGUGGGUCGGCAUUAUUUUUUGGAGCUUCGCCGCUUGGCCCCUUCGUUCUACAGUAUUGUGCCUGCGACCGAGUGCUGCACUCCUGCCAUGCUGUUCUCGAUCCCGUCUGCCUACCGUGUCUUGGAAUACUUUCAUAACCUACAAUGCCGCCAAGGCUUUGCCAAAGAUACCGCCCUAUACUCACUACUGCAUCAGAAGGGGGAGCAGGCAUUUGUGGUGGAACCCAAUCUAGUCAGACACGUGGGGAUGUUUUCUAGUGUCAGGUUCAAUGAUCAUCCAAAAUUAAUUUGAAGAGCAAUUUACUGUUGAAGAGUGAAAAGGAAACAGAGCACAUUGGGUGACAUCUGCAAGGUGGAUAUUGCUUCUUUGACUGUUUGGAAGUAAACACACCCAUAUAUAAAAACCAAGUGUGCUGAGAAGGUUUAGUGAACCCUUUUCCCUGAAAUGCUUAGGAGUAAGUAAGGGUGGGGUAUCAACAUAUAACCCUACAGUUAUUGAAUUUCAGUAGCCACCCUGCCUCACUAUUGACUGGAUAGGGUUGCAGUUCAACAACAUCUUGAAGGCUGCAAGUAGCCAUUUCUGGUAUAGAGGUACAGUAGAGUCUCACUAUCCAAGCUAAACGGGCCAGCAGAAGCUUGGAUAAGCGAAUAUCUUGGAUAAUAAGGAGAGAUUAAGGAAAAGCCUAUUAAACAUCAAAUUAGGUUAUGAUUUUACAAAUUAAGCACCAAAACACCAUGUUACACAACAAAUUUGACAGAAAAAGUAGUUCAAUAUGCAGUAAUAUUAUGUUGUAAUUACUGUAUUUACGAAUUUAGCAUGAGAAUAUCAUGAUAUAUUGAAAACAUUGACGACAAAAAUGGCUUGGAUUAUCCAGAGGCUUGGAUAAGCAAGACUCUACUGUAUAUCAUGAGUCAGGACAAAACUGCCGUGAAAUAUGCUGUUAGCAAUGCAAAACGGCACUCCUGUAAUGAGAGCAAUCACACAAAUCACUGUGUAGCACUUGUAGCUUUUGUGAAGAGCUUGUUCUUUAUCUGUCAGCGAGCAGUUGGGUGGGAACACCACUUCUUGAAAAGAUGAACACGUACAACUGAUUUUAACAGGCACAUUACCUUCCUUGGGAGGAUCAAGUUGUCUUUACACAAAACAAAAUCUUUUAUAGCAGCCUUAGCCUUUGUGACCCACAGGUAGCCAUUUUUAGAAGAAAGGGUGGGCUCAUCGAAAUCAUAAGAUUUAUUUUUAUCGAGCAUCUGCCUUGGUAGCACAGUCCUCCUACGUUGCAUUCAGUUUUGUUUGUUUUGGCGGAUGUGGUGCCUUUCUGCCAUGGAAGUUCAUCAGUUUCAAAUGCAGUCAAGAGAGUGCUUGAGUCAAGUUGCACAUUCUCUGUGUUGAAAUCCUAUCUGCAUUUAGCUACAAUCACCCUCUGGAGAUCUGGAGGUGCUGGCUCAUUUUUGUGCCAUUGUUUUCUUUUUCCAGCAUACUUUGCCAUGGAUACACCUACACACAUCUUUAGUAGCAUUUUCCACCAGUUGCCCAACACUGUUAUUUGAUCUCUUCCAAAGAUAAUCAAGUGUCAUCAAAGGCUUUCAUAGCCAGAAUCGCAGGGUUGUUGUGUUUUUUUCCGGGAUGUAUGUCCAUGUUCCAGAAGCAUUCACUCCUGACGUUUUGCCCACAUCUAUGGCAGGCAUCUGCAGAGGUUGUGAGGUAUAUACCUCACAACCUCUGAGGAUGCCUGCCAUAGAUGUGGGCAAAACGCCAGGAGAGAAUGCUUCUGGAACAUGGACAUACAGCCUGGAAAACACACAACAACCCAUAAUCAAGUGUCCUUUAGAAGGAUAGCUUUCUGCAGAAGUAAUGAACCUGCAGGCGUCCAGAAGUUUUUGAUUAUGCUAUAUCUGGCCACUAGCCAUGCUGGAAGGAAAUGAUAGAAGUUAGGGUUCAACUACAUAGAUGUUCCUCAUCCCUGACUAAGCAGAUAAGUGAAAGUCAGACUUUUUCAGGAAACAAAUACAGUUAGCUCUCCGCAUUUGUGAGUUUAACUUCUGUAGAUUUGAUUAUCCCUUCAUUUGAUCAAUAUGUUCUUUUUAGGACAGGCAUGGGCAAACUUCGGUCCUCUGGGUGUUUUGGGCUUCAACUCCCACAAUUCCUAACAGCCGAUAGGCUGUUAGGAAUUAUGGGAGUUGAAGUCCAAAACACACGGAGAGCCGAAGUUUGCUCAUGCCUGUUCUAGGACCUCCAAAAUGACUCAGUGAUCAUCUCCCACUGGAAUUGCCCUGGAAGACAUAGAGAUUCCUACAGAGGUUGUUUCACAGGUGGAAAUUACAGUGUGUUUUUAAAAGUUUGCCCUUAACCCUUGCAAACGUGAAGGGCCUACUGUAUUCUUUUCCAUCUCUUGCUCCAGGUGCUAAUCUGACCUCCAUUGGCUUUCUUAACAAGAAGUAGAAGUGCCUUAUCUAGCUAACACAAGCUUCUGGGAAGCAUUUUUUGUCUUGUUGUACACUCUGAUAAUCCAGAUGAACAGCAAAUAUGUCUUACACUGACCUUUUCUUUGUUUUCUUGAAUUGCUAUGCGUUGGUGUGUACACAAGAUAAUACUUUUCCAUUGUAUUUCCUGACGUGUGGUAAAAACGUUUCCUUCCCAGGUGGCAGGAUGACACAAGUUCCUCAUUUUCACCCUGGACGGGAUGUGAAAGUUUAGCACAAGUUAGUUUUACCCUUCGUGGUAGAGAAUUUUGUGGAGACUUACUCUACAUGCCCGAUGAGGAGAUUCUCUGCACCAACGGACAUUUAAGAUAGUGGAGAGCAAAUCUUGUGCCUCAUAGGUGAGACAGAAAGUUCUCAUUUCAAAACUUCAGUCAUAAGCCUUGCUUUGAAUCAGGAUGUGGCUUGGAUCAAAGCAAUGCAUACCCGAGAACCAUAAAAUGAUUGUGUUUUUGAGUUUUAGCCAUUAAGUGCCAAAUGGAUUUGUUUCCAUGGGGUGAUAAAUCCAUUCUGCUGUUACGGUGCCACAUCUGAUUCCAACUGAGUUUCAGCACAAGGAGAGGUCUCGUAUAACUUGUAAGGAGCCAUCACGAAACAGCGUAUUUGUUACCCCCAUGGCAAGUGUCUCCCACAUGCUCUUUCAGCCUUCAAUGAGGCAGGCUUCCAGGCUCUUGAGCUUUGGUGCUCUUCCCCUUGCCUAUCAUGACUAGAACAUAAAGUGCUCUGAAAAUGACACAAGCAAACACAUGCCUCAAGAAGCACCUGAAGUAUAUGUUUCCAUCCCCCAUGUGACGUUCUGCUUUCUGCAUGUGGCAUUUGGCAACCCAGCUAUAGAGGGAGCAAUUUAGAAAUGCCAGGAUGCAACCGGUACUAUCCAAAGUGAUCUUCGCAACAUGCCAAUCUUAAAACUGGUUCCUUUUUCCCUUUCUUACCCUAGUCCUUUCACUUGCUGCCUUGUUUACCUAUAGCUGUGGUUCUCAACCUGUGGGCUGUGACCCAGCAGUGGGCCACGAGAGCAAAAAUCCGGUCCGUAAACAUCCUUCCUCUUUAUUUAUUUUAUUAAUUUUAUUUCCAUUCCUUUCCGCAGAGCUGACCAUUACAUUGGAUAGACCCCAUCAGAUCUAGAUUAUUAAAUACGGAUUUCUGGGGGCAAGCAGAUGGCAACUACUGGGUGGCAUAUGUUUUGUAUCAGAAACUAGAACUGAUGUAGUCUAUCCAAUGCAAUUUUUUGGAUCAGCUCCCCAAAUAACCAAACCGAAUCUAAAGAUGACCAAAAACUGAUUCAUAACCCUUUUGGUACUAAGAUUGGAGAGUUGGUCCUGGUCAAAAAAAGGUUGGGAACCACUGACCAAUAGGUAAGAGAAUAUUCUCUGGUCCAUGAGACAUUUUGAAAACCCAAGUCUCACCCAAUGAAGCCAAUGGCAAGGAAUUAUGGAUGUAGACAUUGAAAGGAUUUGGGGGCCUAAUGUUUUCUAUCUGCAAGCAGCCAUCACGAAUGGAGGGAAAUGCAUUGGGGCAACUGCAGUAUUGACCUGUGAUAAAAGUUUCCAGCUAAUUUAGUUUAAGGGGUUGCAUCUGAUGUCUCAGAAGGGGAGAUUGGGGUCCUGUCAGCAUUGGCCUGGGGUUGAUGGGAAUUGUAAUCCAACAUCAUCACCUGUGCCAUAUUGUCCAUCCAUAAUGCAUAUGACCAAACAAACCAUUUUUGCCUUGCCCAGAAAACCGUGUCAGAACUUUCACCUCAAAAUGUCAGCAAAACAUUUGUUAUCACGCAUACAUAUUUAUAUAUACAGUAGUUGGAACUAUAGAUAGAUAUUAUUUACUGAUCUGAAGCCUGAUCUUUCAGAGCAGUUGGCUUAAUCACAACCCAAAAUGCUAUUUUACAAACUUCAUUUUCUGUUUUGUAGAACCAUUUUGUUCCCUUUUGGAAAUACGUUGCUGACCACAGGGGGUUGCUAUAGUACUGCAACGGCUUGAAUGUAAAACUGAAUUCUGAACAGAAUGAGCUCAUUUUACAUCCGAUCGGUUAAUUCAGACUUACUGCUUUGGAAGUUCAGGGAAAGCCUGGCCUCAAAAGAGGGUUUUUUAAAGAGAAAAUGGUGAUAGUAAUGACCCCUGUGGCAGUUAACAAGACAAAUCCUGUUCUGAAAUCUGACAUGAGCUGGCAAUGGGGUCAGCAAUCUCCUCGGUCAUGAGAAGUCAGCUUUCUUAUUUUCAAUACAUAGGUUUUGAAAAAAUCUAAUGAUUUAACAUUGGGGUUACAAUAAAUCAAUUUAAGAAUAAA
Messenger RNA from Anolis carolinensis (green anole), 6143 nucleotides. RefSeq names its product post-GPI attachment to proteins GalNAc transferase 4 (gene pgap4). Gene Ontology annotation, molecular function: glycosyltransferase activity. The transcript is spliced from 3 exons. The record is from RefSeq and is a predicted model, not a curated record. Gene Ontology annotation, biological process: GPI anchor biosynthetic process. NCBI's taxonomy places the organism in Eukaryota, Metazoa, Chordata, Lepidosauria, Squamata, Anolidae. The coding region runs from base 489 to 1676 and encodes 395 amino acids. Gene Ontology annotation, cellular component: Golgi membrane.